Vicia villosa (hairy vetch) is the source of this 1152-nucleotide messenger RNA. Its product is annotated as isoflavone-7-O-methyltransferase 9-like. Gene Ontology annotation, molecular function: S-adenosylmethionine-dependent methyltransferase activity; protein dimerization activity; O-methyltransferase activity. The transcript has 2 exons. The record is from RefSeq and is a predicted model, not a curated record. Lineage: Eukaryota; Viridiplantae; Streptophyta; Magnoliopsida; Fabales; Fabaceae. Bases 27 to 1100 code for a protein of 357 amino acids. Gene Ontology annotation, biological process: methylation.
AUACACUUUCUUUUGUUGCAGGUUCAAUGGCUUCAUCAAUACAUAACCGCAAACCAAGUGAAAUCCUCAAAGGACAAGUUCAGCUAUACAGAUACAUUUAUGGAUUGCUAGAUUCCAUGUGUCUCAAAUGGUGCAUUGAAAUGAACAUACCAAAUAUUAUCCAUGAUCAUGCCAAACCAAUUUCUCUUUCAGACCUAGUUUCAGUUCUUAAAGUUCCGUCAACCAAAUUCGGUAACGUUCAACGUCUCAUGCGUUACCUCGCACACAACGGAAUCUUUGAGAUCAUAACAAAUCAAGAGAUAGAAAAUAAAGAAGAAGCGUACGCUCUCACCGUCGUCUCAGAGCUUCUUGUUAAAGGGAGUGAACUAUGUUUAUCACCGAUGGCUGAAGGCUAUUUGAAUCCAACUAUUUCGGGUUCUUACAAUCACUUAAAAAAAUGGAUUUACGAGGACGAUCUUACACUCUUUGAUGUAACAUUAGGAUCUGAUUUGUGGAAGUUUCUUAAUCAAAACCCGGAAAAUAAUAGAUCGUUUAACGAGGCAAUGGCGAGUGAUUCCAAAAUGAUAAAUUUGGUUUUGAAAGAUUAUGGUUUUGUGUUUGGUGGGUUGGAAUCAAUUGUGGAUGUUGGUGGUGGAAAUGGGACAAUGGGGAAGAUUAUUUGUGACACAUUUCCUAAGUUGAAAUGUGUUGUGUUUGAUCUUCCACAUGUUGUAGGGAAUUUAUCUGGUGAUAACAAUUUGAGUUAUGUUGGAGGAGACAUGUUCAAAUCUAUUCCUAGAGCUGAUGGAAUUGUACUUAAGUGGAUUUUACAUGAUUGGACUGAUAAGGAUUGCAUAAAAAUAUUGGAGAAAUGUAAGGAAGCUAUUACAAGUGAUGAAAAAGUUGGAAAAGUGAUUCUCAUAGAAAUUGUGAUGAAUGAAAAGAAAGAUGAUCAUCAAGUUACACAAUUAAAGAUGCAAAUGGAUAUAAACAUGGCAUGUGUCAAUGGAAAAGAGAGAAAUGAGAAAGAAUGGAAGAAACUCUUUGUGGAAGCAGGGUUUAAAGACUACAAAAUAUCUCCUUUGACUGAAUUAUUGUCUCUUAUUGAAGUUUAUCCCUAAAAUAGUAAUAUUGUGAUCCAUUUAAAAACUUGCAUAUUUUAUUAAAUUUGAA